GUCACGUGUGCUCUGCGGUACGGCGUCGUGCUUUUCGCCCCGCCCUACCCUGCCAACCCCUGCCACCUCUCUGCACCACCAUCGAAAUACAGCAACAAUUUCUCACACACACACCCGCUCCACUGCGUGAAAAAAAAGAGAAAGCGACAGAGCUCUUACUUUAACGUAUGAAAUUUCGCAGUGAUAUUUGUUUUGUUUCUACCUCUACCUCAGCUAAAGCCCGCCCCCCCACCGUAUGUCAGCCCUUUUCACUAUUAGCAUCGCCAUCAUUGUUUGCAGCAGUCUUUUUCAUCCCCAUUAUUGCCCGCUUUUCACCCCACCCUAACCCCGGCAUUUAUUGGAGUGUGUUUUAGUAUGGCAUUUGUGCAUGUAUUUAUGUGGAGUGUUGCUUCGCAAUAGUGACGCUGCUAGCUUCGCUGCCUCUGUCAAUGGCUCUGACGAUAGUUGUUGUGCGACAGAACUUUUGGGGCCCCUCUAAUUAUACCCAUUACUCAGAAGCUCUCACAUCUUUCAACUUCCAGCACUAGAGUAAAACAUUUGCGCACUCUGCCAUUAGCCACUCUCGGUCUUACCUCCUCUUCUUCUUCUUCUAUUAUAUGGUCACAUAAAUAAUGUCUGGUUUAAAGAGCAACGGUUCGGUGCCGUCGCUUCCGCCGCCGCAGGCGAGGUCGCCGCCGCAGUACCCCGAUUUGUACGGGAAGCGGAGGGAGUUGGCCAGGGUUCAGAUGCUGGAAAGGGAGAUUGGCUUUCUAGACGAAGAACUGAAAUCUCUUGAGAGCAUUCCACCAGCUUCAAGAUCCUGUAAAGAGGUCGCUGAUUUUGUAACCGGAAAUGUCGAUCCUCUCAUACCUACAAUUAAGAAGACUCGUAGAUCAUGUCGUUUCUGGAAAUGGCUCUGUGGAGCGUGCUGCUUCGACGUUUCAUGGAUUUGCUGCUGUGGUUGCUCGUGGGAUCUUCGGAUGCCGCGGUGCUCCGACUGUAUGACGUGUAAUUCUUGCGGCAACCCUUGUCGGAACUGCAGAAUACCUGCGUGCCAGUGCUUCCCCUGCUGUAGUAGCAAAUGCUUUAAGAAGUGGAAAUGCAGCUUGAAGUGGUGCUGCUGCUGCAUGCCUAAGCGGUCUUCAUGCCCAACUUGCUCUUGCCCAAGGUGUACAUGCUAUCCUAAAUGUCCCAACCUAAAUAUAUGUUCAUGUUGUCAAAAAAGCUGCUGCUGCUUCCCUUGCUACUACUGUAUGUAAUUUUUUAUGAAUAUAAUCUUGUUUUUCGUCAUUUUAUCCGGGGCCCAUUAACUUGUCAGGGCUCUAAAUGUCUUUUGAUAUGGAGUACUUACAUAGGGUUGAUAAUAGGUUUCUAAUUUACUUAACAUCACCCAA
This is a messenger RNA of Salvia miltiorrhiza (redroot sage), 1373 nucleotides long. RefSeq names its product guanine nucleotide-binding protein subunit gamma 3-like. The record is from RefSeq and is a predicted model, not a curated record. Lineage: Eukaryota; Viridiplantae; Streptophyta; Magnoliopsida; Lamiales; Lamiaceae. The coding region runs from base 612 to 1238 and encodes 208 amino acids. The transcript is spliced from 7 exons.